Molecule: messenger RNA, 526 nt
Organism: Macroventuria anomochaeta
Lineage: Eukaryota; Fungi; Ascomycota; Dothideomycetes; Pleosporales; Didymellaceae
Exons: 1
Coding region: 19-381 (120 amino acids)
Source: RefSeq, a predicted model, not a curated record
AACAGGGGCCUGAUGUAGAUGAGGAACAGGAUGGGAGAGACUGGGCUGCCCUGGGGGAUGCCUGCUGAGAUGCUGGAGAAGGGCUCAGUCUGGCCAUCAAAGGAGAGCCUGAGUUGUCUGUGGGUGAGGAAGGAGUGGAUCCAGGAGAUGAGACUGCAGGGCAGUCUGAGCUGCUGCAGGAUGGCCAAAAGCCGGUUCUGGGCCACAUGGUCAAAGGCUCCUUUGAUGUCCAGGAAAAAGGUGGAUUGGUGUCAAUGUGUCUGCUGUUUGAUUGAUUGGUCUAAUGUCCUAUCUGAACCUAAGACUAUGGAAGACGAUGUGUCUGCUAUUCUAGUUCGCAAUUUCAUUGACGUCAUCCAAUCACGAAAAGAACCCGUCUAGCGCCACACCUCAUAUCCGUUACUCCUACAUGAUCCACGUUUUCGAUGCUUCCAACUUCGUGUUUGUGUCUGCAGAAGUACGGUGCAUUGCCUAAAGACUAUACGCCUAGAACAAGGGCCGAAGAUUGUAUACUGGAAGUCUCAGA